GCUCCAUACCUGGAACCCUUCAUUCUGUGCCCUCCUGAGUUCUCUUCUUCACAUUCCAUCUAUAAGGUCCUAAAGCCCCUACUUCCCCUUUGAACACCUUCUCAGUGCACACAUAGUACUAAUGGCAGGCCUAAAGCCCGUUGCAACCGGACUCUUGUUCCUCAAUCUCUGCAUGUACAUUGUUGUGGCAGCAAUUGGAGGUUGGGCCCUCAAUAGAGCAAUCGACCACGGCUUCAUCAUCGGACCUGACCUUGUCCUUCCAGCUCAUUUUGCUCCCAUUUACUUUCCAAUGGGAAACGCUGCCACCGGCUUCUUUGUGGUGUUUGCCUUGAUUGCCUCUGUUGUAGGUGGUGCAUCAGCCAUAGCUGGUGUUCACCACAUUCGGACAUGGGAUGCUGAGAGCUUACCUUCUGCAGCAUCAGUUGCUAUUGUUGCUUGGACUCUUACUCUUCUUGCCAUGGGCUUGGCUUGUAAAGAAAUUGAGAAACACAUCAGGAAUGCACGCUUGAGAACAAUGGAAGCAUUCUUAAUUAUCCUUUCGGCAACACAGCUGUUCUAUAUUUUGGCUAUUCAUGAAGCCUCAAAUAUCAGGAGGAGGAACUGAGAGUUGAUUUGUGUGGAAAAUGUGUUGUUUGCGGACAUUUAUUUUUCUUUUUUUGUUGUGCAGAUUGUUGUGCGGUUGUGUUUGAUUGGAUAUGUUGUAACCAAUAAAGGAAAUUAAUGUAAAGGAGGCCUUUUAUGAGUGAUUUCUCAGUUAUUUAAGGAAGUUCAGAUGGUGUACAUCCAUAUCAACAUAGUGUUUUUUAUGGAUCAA
Molecule: messenger RNA, 814 nt
Organism: Telopea speciosissima
Lineage: Eukaryota; Viridiplantae; Streptophyta; Magnoliopsida; Proteales; Proteaceae
Product: membrane protein PM19L-like
Exons: 4
Coding region: 122-604 (160 amino acids)
Source: RefSeq, a predicted model, not a curated record